Molecule: messenger RNA, 3852 nt
Organism: Plasmodium falciparum 3D7
Lineage: Eukaryota; Apicomplexa; Aconoidasida; Haemosporida; Plasmodiidae
Product: putative MFS domain-containing protein P115
Exons: 5
Coding region: 1-3852 (1283 amino acids)
Cellular component (GO): lysosomal membrane
Source: RefSeq, a predicted model, not a curated record
AUGUCUGAGUAUAAAAUUAGCAGUAUAUACUUCUCACGCUCUAAUAAAGUGUUAAUAUUAAUGUGCGUGAUUUUUUUCUCCUGCUCUACUCACAUAUUUAAGAAUGUUUUCCCUUUUCUAUUUAUGCUUACAGGUAUAGCAACCCAACAUGGUAAUUUGAAUGUAUAUGUUAAGAAAAAUAGCUGGUGUGAUAUAAGCAGUAAGUUAGACAGAAAUACGGAACAUGAACAAUAUAUACAAAAGGAAGAUAAAGAAAAAAAAAUUAUAAAAAAUACAAAUACUGAUGGUAAUAAGAAUAUUAAUUAUGAUCAUCCUUAUAAUAUGAUGAAUUUAUGUUAUGAUGAAUUAUAUAAUAAUGGAGAUGAAAAUAAUGAGAAACAUUUAUUAAACCUUGAACAUGAAUGUUUUAUUAAAAAUGAAUUUACUACUUGUAAAAUUUGUCAUAAUUAUAUAAAUAAUAAUAAUAAUAUGUAUAAUAAUACAUAUAAUAAUAUAUAUACUGAUUCGUAUAACAAUACAUGUCAUAAUUAUUAUAAGAAUCGAAAUAAUAAUAUAAGGGACCAUACAAGGAAAGGGAAAUAUAUUGAUAAUAAUAUAUUUUAUUAUAAUAAAAUACAUAAUAAACAAAAUGAAAGUGCCAUUAAUAAAGAAUCUAUAUCCUUAUACAAUAAUAUUUUAUCAUUAAUAUAUUUUAGUUCUUUAAUAACUUAUAUUUUUAUUUUCUUUUUUGAUUUAAGCAAAAAAAAUUAUAUCAUAAAUAUUUUUUAUAUUACCAAUCUAAUAUCUCAUUGUAUUAUAUUUUUUAUAUUAAAUGAUAUGCAAAUUUUUAAUUCUCAUUUAAUACAAUCAAUUCCUAAUCAUAUAUUUGUAGAUGAUCAUAAAAAGAUGUUUUCUCCUUUUUCUCAACCAUAUUUAAAUAGUCAUAAUAAUUUAUCAAUCCAAAAUAUUUUUAAUGGUAUAGCUAGCCAAAAUGGCUAUAUAUAUAAUAUAUUAUAUAUGGAUAAAAAAAAGAAAAAAAAAGAAAAAAAGAUAGGACUUAAUAAUUCAACAAAUGAAAGAAAUAAUUUAAAGAAUAAAUUGGAUGAUUUACAAAAAAUAUCUAUAUUAUAUAAUAUGGAUGUGUAUAAAUCUUUAUUUAUUUUUUUUAUUUAUCCAAAUAAUAAUAUAUUUUUUAAUCCUUAUCUUAUUAAUAUGAAUUGGAAUAUUAUGUCUAAUAUAUCAAAUGAUAUAUUAUAUAAUACAUAUGAAAAAAAUAAAGAUUUAUAUAAUAAUAAUUAUGUUAUACAAAGUAUAAUAAAAGAAAAAAAUAAUGUUCCAGAUUUUUUAUUUUUAAAAAGAAAUAAAAAUAUAUAUUAUAAAAAAUAUUUAUUAGUUCUAUAUUUUUUCCUUAUGAUAAGUUCUAUAUGUAGUUGUUAUAUCAAAAUUUAUCAAAAAAGAAUUUUAUAUUGUGUAUUUUAUAUUAAUAUAGGAGUUAUUACUUCAUUUUUAAUUUUAAUGAAUAGUCUAUUUAAACUAUUUGCCCAUUCUCUAAAUUAUAUUGUAACUAAUCAAAACAAUCUUGUUAAUAUCAGUGAUUAUAUAGUUUUGUUCUUAUUAAUAGAUUUAUUUGGAUUAUUUAUAAUAUUCUUCUUUUCUUAUAAAUGGUAUUAUCAAAGAAAUGUGUGGACACAUCUUCAUAAAAUAUUUUAUAAUCAUAAAUAUAUUGCUUUCUAUUUUAAUAACACAUAUUAUAUAUAUACUGUUGACAGAAAUGUUGAUAAUAUUUUAGUAUCUAUGGAUAUAUAUGGUGAUCCUAAUGUAAACAUUACUUUUUCGGAGUAUACAAAUUUAGAAAAAUCAAUUUUUUAUGAAUAUUUUAUAUUGAACAGAUUCAGAAAAAACAAACUCAAAAUUUUCGAAAUCCAUCAGGACAAGAUUCAGGAAUUGACCACUACAUAUAAGCAAAAAGAAAAGGGGAAAAAAAAUUAUGAAAUGAACAUACCUUACAGAGAUAAAAAGUACAAAAAUGUGGAAGAUAUACAAAGUUCUCAUAUAAAUAAUAGCUUGGAUAUAAAUAUUGGAUGUUACAAAUCUCAGAGGGAUGAUCUUAACGAAUGUGAUAUACCGAGUGAAGAAAAGCAAGCUAAUUUUUAUAGUCGAAAACCAAACCAUAGUUAUACUAUGAAACCAUAUAAAAUAUGCAUAGGAACAUUAAACAAUAUAAUAACACAAUCUAAUAUUCCAAUAAAUAAUACAAAUCAAAAUAUAAAUGGAUCGCCCAUAAAUACAACAACAACUAAUAAUAAUAAUAAUAAUGAAAAUAAUAAUAAUAAUGAAAAUAAUAAUAAUAAUGAAAAUAAUAAUAAUAAUGAAAAUAAUAAUAAUAAUGAAAAUAAUAAUAAUAAUGAAAAUAAUAAUAAUAAUGAAAAUAAUAAUAAUAAUGAAAAUAAUAAUAAUAAUGAAAAUAAUAAUAAUAAUGAAAAUAAUAAUAAUAAUGAAAAUAAUAAUAAUAAUAAUCAUCAUAAUCAUAAUCAUAAUCAUAAUCAAAAUAAUCAUCAUAAUCAAAAUAUCAAUUAUCCUAAUCCUCAAAAUGAACGAAUAAAUUAUCCUUUUACAAAUGAAUUUAUUCAUAACCAUCAUGAAUAUGUAAAUAAUAUAGCACUUACUCCAAAACAACAAAUUAUAGAUAAUACAAUUUUAGAAAAUAAACAAAAUGAUGAAGACAUUAAUAAAAAGAAAUUAACAACACAUUCACAAAAAAAUUUAUUAAAAGAAAAUCUUAUUAUAACCGAUGAAUAUUUUAUAAACACUGAUACCAAUCAAUAUAUGAACAACGCACAAAAUCAAAAUAAUAUAUGCUUACCAAAAGGAAUAUAUUUAGAUCGAUCAGAAGAAUGUGAACCAAAAAAUAUUUGGAAUAUACAAAAUGAAAGUCAAAAUGUUUUAUCAAUACCCGAUUUUGAUGAACAAGAUAAUCAUAAACAAAAUGAACAAGCGGAAAUAAUUUGUCCAAAUGAUGGAAAUUAUUAUUUACAUAAUGAGGAAUAUAAUCAAGAAAUGUAUCAUAAUAAUGUUCAUUAUAAAAAUGGUCAUAUGGAUCAUUCAUUUAACCCUCAUAUACAUAAUUACAUUAAUAAUCAUAUUAAUUAUGACACUAGUUAUCAUAUUAAUCAUCAUAAUAACAAUUUUAAAAUAUUUAGAAACAUAAAAAAAUUUAUGUCCUCAUUCACUUUCGUUUUCUUCUUUUUUAUAUUUAUAUAUGCCUUUCUAUUGUCAAUCAUACACAUAUUUAUAAAUUACUUCUUUUAUAUAUAUCUAUAUGUUUUCAAUAUAAAUAUCUAUGUUUCCAAUGUAUAUACAAUUAUUAUGACAGGUGUAUCAUUAAUAGCUAUACCAUUCUCAGGAUAUAUUAUUGAUAACAUUGGUGCUUUCCUUUCCCUUCUUUUAUGUUCUUCUCUUUUUAUCUUAAUAGCCAUUUCGGGUUCCAUUUAUUGCUAUAAGUUUAAUUUAAAUUCUGAAGUUUUGGCUUUUUUAUUCUUCAAUCUUAUAGGCAUAAGUCAAUCCAUUAUUCCUACUGUCAUCAUUUCGCAGAUACCUACCCACUUAUGCGUGAAGAAUAACGAACAUAUAACAUCAGCCUUUGCAAUAUUUGAAGUUGUUUCGAUGAUAAUUAUAAGUUUAAAUAAUUAUAUCUUUGGUAGUUUUAUGGUCAAAGAAGAAUACUUAAUGGGUCUUUAUGUCUUAUUUUUUUUUAUCCUCCUAGUUAUAGCCCUUAUUACAUUGUUAAUAAUUUCUAUUUAUAUUAAAAGGAAGAGAUAUAUACAUAUGUAUAAGAACACGAAUGACUAUAAUUUGGCUCAACCUUUGCUUUAA